This is a messenger RNA of Cordyceps fumosorosea ARSEF 2679, 879 nucleotides long. Its product is annotated as HAD-like domain protein. NCBI's taxonomy places the organism in Eukaryota, Fungi, Ascomycota, Sordariomycetes, Hypocreales, Cordycipitaceae. The transcript has 2 exons. The record is from RefSeq and is a predicted model, not a curated record. Gene Ontology annotation, molecular function: phosphatase activity. The coding region runs from base 1 to 879 and encodes 292 amino acids.
AUGGCCCCCAAGACCGACGCUAACGCUUCCCCUCCUCUCCCAAGCUUCCCUCCUGUGAGGGCCUGCCUCUUCGACAUGGACGGCCUGCUCCUCAACACCGAGGAUCUAUACACGCUGUGCGUCAACAAGGUCCUGGAGAGCUACGGCCGACCACCCCUGCCGUGGUCCGUCAAGGCGCGACUGCAGGGUCGCCCCGGCCCCGAGGCCAACAAGAUCUUCAGCGAGUGGGCCAAGCUGCCCAUCUCCACGGAGGAGUACACGGCGCAGCUCUCCGUCUUCCAGAGGCAGUUCUUCGGCACUGCCGCGCCGCUGCCCGGCGUCCCGGAGCUCCUCAAGGACCUCGACGCCACCAAGGACGCCGGCGCGCCGUCCUCCGCGGGUGGCAAGCCGCACACCGUGCACAUUGCCCUCGCGACCAGCUCGCACCGCGGCAACUACGACCUCAAGACGACGCACCUGGGCGACCUCUUCGCCGUGUUUCCCGAGGCGCGCCGCGUCAAGGGCGACGACGAGCGGCUGCUGCCCGGCCGCGGCAAGCCACUGCCAGACAUCUUCCUCCUGGCGCUGAAAACGGUCAACGAGUCGCUACCCGCGAGUGAGCCGCCCAUCACGCCCGAGGAGUGCCUCGUCUUCGAGGACUCGGUGCCCGGCGUCGAGGCCGGCCGUCGCGCCGGCAUGCGCGUCAUCUGGUGCCCGCACCCGAUGCUCAAGAAGGAGUACGCGGGCCGCGAGGCGGAGGUGCUCGCCGGGCGCACCGGCGAGGCCGGUGCCAUCGACCUGCACCAGCUCGGUGAGGUGGACGACGGUUGGGCGGAGUACUUGGAGACGCUCGAGAACUUCCCGUACGAGCGCUACGGUAUCGUCAUCCCCAAGGCCUAG